AUUCACUAUAUCUGGUCUCUCACGGUACACAGAACAUGGAAAUGCAAUUAUUUUAGUAAAUAUAAACUGCUAAAUACCUUUUCUCCUUCUAUCAGUCUCCAGCUGAGCACUGGUUACAGCUUGUAGAAGGAGUUUUCAUUCUCCUGUAGGAGGAUGCAGGACCCCUGACCUCUGUCUGGGCAGUGCUGUUUGGCUCUGUGCUGAUCACAUGCACUCUCCCAAAAAAAAAAACUCUAGCAAUACACACCAAACUGAACAUGUGCAGCUUUCUCCUGACCCUCUGUUCUAUCAGGAGAUAUUUAGGAGACACUGUAAGAAGGGGAGGAUCAGAGAAGACAGGAUCAAACAUUCUUUUUACACAAUGUGGAGGAUUGGCCUCUUAGGUUCCACAGUGAGUAUAACAAGCAUGCUUUACUGCAUAUAUAGACUGAUUUUACUGUUGUGGGUUUAG
Molecule: messenger RNA, 451 nt
Organism: Staurois parvus
Lineage: Eukaryota; Metazoa; Chordata; Amphibia; Anura; Ranidae
Source: the annotation of a GenBank genome assembly